This is a messenger RNA of Oncorhynchus keta (chum salmon), 3480 nucleotides long. Its product is annotated as gap junction alpha-10 protein-like. The transcript has 2 exons. Bases 1 to 1446 code for a protein of 481 amino acids. Gene Ontology annotation, cellular component: connexin complex. Gene Ontology annotation, biological process: cell communication. The record is from RefSeq and is a predicted model, not a curated record. NCBI's taxonomy places the organism in Eukaryota, Metazoa, Chordata, Actinopteri, Salmoniformes, Salmonidae.
AUGGGGGAUUGGAACUUGUUGGGGAGUAUCUUAGAAGAGGUACAUAUUCAUUCAACCAUCGUGGGAAAAAUCUGGCUAACCAUCCUUUUUAUAUUCCGGAUGCUCGUUCUUGGUGUGGCAGCAGAGGAUGUUUGGGACGAUGAGCAGAGUGAGUUUGUGUGCAACACGGACCAGCCUGGGUGUAAGAACGUGUGCUACGAUGAUGCAUUCCCCAUUUCUCUUAUCCGAUACUGGGUGUUACAAAUCAUUUUCGUGUCCUCUCCCUCUCUGGUAUACAUGGGACAUGCACUGUACCGUUUGAGGGCCCUUGAAAAAGAGAGACACAAGAAAAAAGCCUUCCUGAAAGCGGAGCUAGAGGGCGCUGAGCCCGUUCACGAGGACAGACAGAGGAUAGAGAGGGAGCUGAGGAAGCUGGAGGAACAGAAGAGAGUAAGGAAAGCUCCACUCAGGGGCUCCUUGCUGCGCACAUAUGUUUUCCAUAUCUUGACGAGGUCAGUGGUGGAAGUUGGCUUCAUAGUGGGACAAUAUGUGCUGUACGGAGUUGGAUUGGAUCCUUUGUACAAAUGUGAGAGAUUGCCUUGCCCGAACAGUGUGGAUUGCUUUGUGUCCAGACCAACUGAGAAGAACAUUUUCAUGAUCUUCAUGCUCGUCAUCGCUGGGGUUUCUUUGUUCUUGAAUCUCCUGGAGAUAUUCCACCUGGGAGUGAAAAAAGUCAAGCAAAGUCUGUAUGGAAAUAAAGGUACAGAUGACGAAAGCUUAUUAGUGUUCAGGUCCAAGAAAAACUCCAUGGUCCAGCAGGUGUGUGUCCUCACAAACUCAUCACCCCAAAAGAUGAUGCAACUCACUCAGACGGCCUACACAAUGGUCCCUAACAGCCACGUGGAUGCUAUCCCCUUGUACCUGCAUUCGGUAGCUCCUCACAACGAUAGUGGCGGCACCAACGACUCAGAGCAGUACCUCAGACAGACUGAGCUCCAGUCCCUGCGACAGCUGAGGACUGUGGAGCACCACUACACCCUGGACCAGAGGAACCACUCAUGCAGCAGUGAUGACUCCAACGGGCCUAAAGGCUCAGGCCAUCCCAGGCACCUCGGAGCACAGCCACGGCCUUCCCUUAUGGCCAGCCAUAUGGAGAUACCAGCAGCCCUGUGGAAACAGCUGCGCAAACAGAGCCGGGUCAGCGCUCUGCAGGAUUACAGUGACGUGAGUGAUUCACCUGACAGUGGUCACUAUCCCACGGGGAGGAAGGCUAGUUUCAUGUCCCGAGGACUCUCUCAGACCAACCUGGACAGUCCUUCUGAUAGCCCGAACUCCGGGAGUGGGACGGACACAGAGGCCAAGCGUAUCGCCCAAGGAGAGAGCCCACCUAUGACCCCGCCUCCAGCCAGUGGACGAAGAAUGUCAAUGAGCAUGAUUCUGGAACUGUCUUCAAUCAUGAAAAAGUGAGAACUGGCUGAGUGACCAGAAGGAUCUGGGGACACUGAUUACGAAGAAACAUUCGCCUUCUAAUUGUAUUCAUAAUAACAUAUGUAUUGUGGAUGAGCAGUAAACGCAUUAGUAUAGUUACACUGAACAAAAAUAUAAAUGCAUCAUGCAACAAUUUCUAAGAUUUUACUGAGUUACAGUUCACAUAAGGACAUCAGUCAAUUGAUAGAAAUCCAAUAGGCCCCAAUCUAUGGAUUUCACAUGACUGGGAGUACGGAUAUGCAUCUGUUGGUCACAGAUACUGUACCUUAAAAAAAAAAAAGUAGGGGCGUGGAUCAGAAAACCAAUCAGUAUCUGUGGAAUGUUGUCUCCUCUUCAAUGGCUGUGCGGAGUUGCUGGAUAUUGACAGGAACUGGAACACGCUGUCAUACACAUUGAUCCAGAGCAUCCCAAACAUGCUCAAUGGGUGACAUGUCUGGUGAAUAUGCAGGCCAUGGAAGAACUGGAGGUCAGCUUCCAGGAAUUGUGUACAGAUCCUUGCAAUAAGGGGCCAUGUAUUAUGCUGAAACAUAAGGUGAUGGCGGCGGAUGAAUGGCACGACAAUGGGCCUCAGGAUCUCAUCAAAGUAUUGGUAGCUUAUGUCUACCCAUACCAUAAGCCCCUUCCAAUCUUGUUUUGGAGAAUUUAGCAGUGCGUCCAACCGGCCUCACAACCGCAGACCAUGUGUAACCACGCUAGACUAGGACUUCCACAUCCGGCUUCUUCACCUGUGGGAUCGUCUGAGACCAGCCACCUGGACAGCUGAUGAAACCGUUUCAGGGAAGCUCAUCUGCGUGCCCGUCAUCCUCACCAGGGUCUUGACCUGACUGCAGUUUGGUGUCAUAACUGACUUCAGUGGGCAAAUGCUCAGUUUUGAUGGCCACUCGCACGCUGGAGAAGUGUGCUCUUCACGGAUGAAUCCCGGUUUCAACUGUACCGGGUAGAUGGCAGACAGCAUGUAUGGCUUGGUGUGGGUGAGUGGUUUGCUGAUGACAACGUUGUGAACAGAGUGCCCCAUGGUGGUGAUGGGGUUAUGGGAAGAGAAAUUAACAUUCAAUUAUCUGGCAACAGCUCUGGUGGACAUUCCAGCAAUCAUUAUGCCAAUUGCAUGCUCCCUCAAAACUUGAGACAUCUGUGGCAUUGUGAUGUGACACAAAACUUCACAUUUUAGAGUGGCCUUUUAUUGUCCCCAGAACAAGGUGCACCUGUGUAAUGAUCAUGCUGUUUGACCAGUAUCUUGAUAUGAGAGCAGGUGGAUGGAUUAUAUGGGAGGAGAAAUGCUCACUAAGAGGGAUGUAAACAAAUUUCUGCACAUUUGAGAGAAUUAUUUUUUUUGUGCAUAAUGGAACAUUUCUGGGAUCUUUUAUUUCAGCUCAUGAAACAUGCGACCAACACUUUACAUGUUGCAUUUAUAUUUUUGUUCAGUGUAUGUUUGCUUGGGUAGUUCUAAUUUCAAAUUUUUGAUAUGCAAGAAAUAUCUGUGGCAUCAAAUGUAAUUGCAUUUGUGGAAUUUUAUAUUUUUUGUCAAAGUGAUAUGACUGCAAGCUACUUGUAGUGACAUUUUGCUAAAAGACAGUCUUCUCAUAAGAUGAGAAUUCAACAUUUUGAUUGAUAAUACAUGUAAAACAUUGUGGGAUAUGAUGAUCAAACCGAUCACUGGUGGGCGUGGCCAAAGAGCUUUAUUUUUUUCUCAUCUGACCAUAGCACCCGGUUCCAACCCAAGUGCCAAUGCCAUUUAGCAAACACCAGGUGUUUACAAUUGUUGGUUGCUCACAAUACAGGCGUUAAAAAAAAAAAUAGAAACCAUUCCAAAUAGCCUUUUGGCUUGGAGGUGGCGUUCUGUAACUCUCCAACUGUGGCUCUUGGACUUUUCUUUGCCUCCCAAACCAUCUUUCUCACUGUGCAAAGGGACAAGAAACACUUGGGUCCUCUUCUUAUGUGACUACUUUACACCUUAUUUCAAAUCUGAUAUGAUUUUUCAUCAGAUAGUCCAUAUACCUUUGAUUCAUUUCGAAU